Messenger RNA from Gavialis gangeticus (Gharial), 3237 nucleotides. RefSeq names its product beta-1,4-N-acetyl-galactosaminyltransferase 3 (gene B4GALNT3). The record is from RefSeq and is a predicted model, not a curated record. Gene Ontology annotation, molecular function: acetylgalactosaminyltransferase activity. NCBI's taxonomy places the organism in Eukaryota, Metazoa, Chordata, Crocodylia, Gavialidae. The transcript is spliced from 19 exons. Gene Ontology annotation, cellular component: Golgi cisterna membrane. Bases 163 to 3042 code for a protein of 959 amino acids.
UUCUUUUGUGCAGGGUAUGGUAGCUGGAGGGAACUGGCUAAGGCUGUGGACCCAAACUUGCAGCUUUAUUAUCCUAAGAAGCCAGGACGCCAGAACCAAGAGCAGCAACAAGGUGGGAGGAAUAGGUCAGAUUUUCCUGCAGUGGACAUCUCUUCUCCUUGGAUGCCAGAGUUCCAGGGCCAGGCCAAUCUCCAUGUGUUUGAGGACUGGUGCGGCAGCUCCAUUGAGCAGCUCAGAAGGAACCUCCACUUCCCACUCUACCCCCAUACACGAACCACCCUGAAGAAGCUGGCAGUGUCACCCAAAUGGACCAACUACGGGCUCCGCAUAUUUGGCUAUCUGCAUCCUUUCACUGACGGGGACUUUCAAUUUGCCAUUGCUGCUGAUGACAAUGCUGAGUUCUGGUUGAGUUCAGAUGAAAAGAUCUCUGGCCUCCAGCUUCUGGCUAGCGUAGGCAAGUCUGGGAAGGAGUGGACAGCACCAGGAGAAUUUGGGAAGUUCCAAAGCCAGCAAUCAAGGCCAGUGAGAUUAGCAGCGUCUGGCAGGUACUACUUUGAGGUGCUGCAUAAACAGGAUGACAAAGGAACAGAUCAUGUGGAGGUGGCGUGGCGACUGAAUGACCCAGAAGCCAAGUUGACCAUCAUAGACUCCCAAUACCUCUCGCUUUUUGCUAAUGAGACUCUCUUAAAGAUGGAUGAAGUUGAACAUAUACCACAGACAUUGGCCAGCCAUACAAAUCAGUCUACUGCCAGUCUGAGCAAGAAGACACACCCAGCUGACAUGCUGAAGCCUGACCCUCGGGACACUAUUUAUAAAGUGCCUCUGAUUAGUAAGUCACACCUGCGUAAGACCUUGCCGGACUGCCCUUACAAACCCAGCUACCUGGUGAAUGGAUUCCCAUUAUCACGCUAUCAAGGACUCCAGUUCGUUCACUUGUCCUUUGUUUACCCAAAUGAUUACAGCCGCCUGAGCCAUAUGGAGAUGGACAAUAAAUGCUUCUAUCAGGAAAAUCCAUAUUACUUGGAAAGAUUUGGAUUCUAUAAAUAUAUGAAAAUUGACCAGCCAGAGAGGGGAAAUCUGGAGUCUGAGGAGAAAACAGAGCAACCAGGCUAUGAGGAAGGGAACCCUGAUGAGUUUCAGUAUGUGGACCAGGACACAAACCUCAGCAAGCAGGGGGCAGAGCUGGCAGUGGGCAAGGCAUACCCCAGCAUAGUGAUGGGUUAUGAUGAUGUUUACAACGACUACUCCCUCCAGGGGCAUAGGAAGCCCCUCUCACUCACAAAUGGCAAUGUGAAGGAGGCAGUCCCAAACAGGAGGAGAAAGAGGCCCUAUAUGAAGGCAGUUACCCUCACCUCAGACAACCAACGCAUCAACAAAACCAGUAUGGAAAGAAACCCACCCAUGAGGAGGCGUCACUUAAAAACUGGGGUCAAGGACAAUUCCAAAUAUCCUUCUCAGCAUGCCAGGAGCACCCGUGCAAGGCCACUCAUCAGGAAAAGAAUAGGAGACCCAGGUCCUGCCUCUAGCACAAGCCCUCAGGAUGCCUCAAAGCAUUCUCCUGGUGGGUCUAGGGACUCAGAUAGUAGGAUACCAAGAGGGGCAAGGCCUCCUCAGAGAGCUCUCAAUUCAACUAACACCAAGAACCGACCAACGGGCACCAUACAAGCAAAGAGACAAAGCCCAGUCUCUGGUAAAGCCAGCAGAAGAGCUGUAAGUGCUGCCAGCCUCAGCAAACAGACUCUUUACCAAGCACAGUGGCUAAACCAAGUGGAGUCAUAUAUUGCUGAGCAGAAGGUGGCAGAUGGCAUUGAUGCGGAUGUAGAGAAGGGUCAAGUAGAGUCUCGGGCAAAGGACAGGCAUGAGCUUGUAGACCCAGCAGUAGCAGAGGAAGAAGAAGAGAUCGAAGAAGAAGUCGAGGGGGAGGAGGAAGGAUUUGACUACAUGCCAGUGUUUGACCAAGUAGUGAACUGGGAGCAGACCUUCAGCACAAGCAUCUUGGAUUUCCAUGUGCUGCGAACAGACUGGAUUGACCUGAAGUGCAACACAUCAGGGAACCUGCUGCUCAAAGAGAGGGAGGCCUUGGAGGUCACACACAUCUUCCUAAAGAAGCUCAACCAGAAGAACAAAGGGAGGUUCCAGCUGCAGCGCAUAGUGAAUGUGGAGAAGCGGCAGGACCGCCUACGAGGGAGCCGCUACCUGCUGGAGCUGGAGCUACUGGAGCAGGGGGGGCGGCUUGUCCGCUUCUCAGAGUACAUCUUUGCACGGGGUUGGCAAGGCAUUGGUAGUGAUGAGCAGGAGAGGAACAUGAGGAACCUGGUUUGGGGCCGCCGGCGCCACUUGAUGGGCGUGGUUAGUGAGCCGGAGCUGUGCUGGCCACUGGGCUUUUCCUGGAACCAUCAUGCUGUUGUCCACUUCAUCGUGCCAGUGAAAAACCAGGCACGCUGGGUACUGCAGUUUAUUUCUGACAUGGUGGAAUUGUCCCGAGUCACCAAGGACCCACACUUCAAUGUCAUCAUCACAGACUACAGUAGUGAUGACAUGGAUGUAGAGAAGGCUUUGAAGAGGUCCCGGUUACAGAGUUAUCAGUACUUGAAGCUGACAGGGAAUUUUGAACGCUCAGCAGGGCUCCAAGCUGGCAUAGACCUUGUGAAGGAUCCACACAGUAUCAUUUUCCUAUGCGAUCUCCACAUCCACUUCCCAAGAGGGAUCAUCGACUCGAUUCGGAAGCACUGCGUGGAGGGCAAGAUGGCCUUUGCACCCAUGGUCAUGCGGCUGCAUUGUGGUGCAUCCCCACAGUGGCCUGAAGGGUACUGGGAGGUGAAUGGAUUUGGUCUCUUGGGCAUAUACAAGUCUGACCUGGAUAAGAUUGGGGGCAUGAACACCAAAGAGUUUCGGGAUCGCUGGGGAGGAGAGGACUGGGAACUCCUGGACAGGAUUUUGCAGGCUGGCUUGGAAGUAGAACGACUCUCACUGAGACAUUUCUUCCACCGAUUUCACUCUAAACGGGGCAUGUGGAACCGACGCCAGUUGAAGACACCAUAAUGUUUGAUUGGCCAAGUCUUGCAUCCCAGCAUGCACUUUAUCUAGGCCCAGAGCACACAUUCUUCCCUUUCAAAGCCUCAUACAUGACUGGAUUUACACAGGUUUGUGGAAUAGGCCAGUCAGAGGAACGGGAACUUCUCUUGUGAGUCAUUGAGGCUCAAACACAGGAUCUGUGUUUGUGCUGGGGGAGCCUAA